Oncorhynchus keta (chum salmon) is the source of this 4956-nucleotide messenger RNA. It is a transcript of the gene ankrd40, whose product is annotated as ankyrin repeat domain 40. The transcript has 5 exons. Gene Ontology annotation, molecular function: protein binding. The coding region runs from base 415 to 1626 and encodes 403 amino acids. The record is from RefSeq and is a predicted model, not a curated record. NCBI's taxonomy places the organism in Eukaryota, Metazoa, Chordata, Actinopteri, Salmoniformes, Salmonidae.
CCCACUGUUGUUACACUCAAACCUGUCCCCGAUAUGGGAGGAAUAGUUGACAGCGCACUUCGGAGCCUUUACGCAACACAGCUACAAUGUAAUGGACUUUUAAUUUCAAAACUCAUUUAAAAGAGUUGACAAGCCGGUGCAGCAACAACAUAUUACAUUAAACUAACCAUUGAUGGUGUCCUUUGAUAAACAUUGUUCUUGUCAAGCUUAACGUUACGGACAUCAACAAUCUUGCGCGAGCCUAGUAGCUGUAAAGCUAGCUAUCUAACGUUAGUCAGUUAACGUUAGCUUCUCCCCGGCUAUUUUUAGUGCAAUUAAGCAGCUAUUUUCAGACCAAGGCGUCACCCUCUUACGACCUGUAAAGUCAUUAUUGUCUCCCAUGAUCUCGUUAAGUUAGCUAAUCAUUUGUACAAAAUGUCAACGACAUCGUUGGAUAAGGAAUUGCAAGAGCGCUUGAGAGAGGCGUCUGCGAUUGGAGACAUCGACGAGGUGCGGAUUUUAGUGGAAAGCGGAGUAAAUAUCAACUCUCAAAACGAAAUAAACGGAUGGACAUGUUUGCAUUGGGCAUGCAAGAGAAACCACAAACCGGUUGUGUCUUACCUGCUGAACUCUGGCGCUGACCAAGAGAUCCUCACUGCUAAAGAUGAGCUGGCUGUCCAGCUGACCUCUAAGCCUGAAAUCAGAAGACUGUUAGGAGUUGAGGAGGAGGAAGUGCCUGAAAUCAAGGAGCCUGAGUUGCCAAUCAUCCCAAACUACCUGUCCAACCCGCCAUUCAUGUACAGUAAGAUGGACAACAAGGCUGAGCUCAUAUUGGCACAGUUGACCCAAAAUGGCAAUGGAGACCACUCAUCAGAUGACCCGCACAGUGACUCAGCUUCCCUGUCGCCCACCCACGAGCAACAGCUGCCUCAGCAACCGCAGAGCCUACUCUCUGACAUCCCGAGGGAGGGGGCCUUCAUCCCAUUGGCGCAGCAGAACGGAGUGUCGCCGAGCCCCGCCUCGUCUCUCACCGUCAACGGAGGCCUGCCUAUGGACAUCUCCAUGGAGCCCCACCUGGUCAACCAUGGGGAGUACCCACACUCGGUGGCCCAUAAUGGGGCUGUGUGCUCUCCUCCCCUGCCCUCCCCCAGCCCCAGCACCACCAGCAGUAGCAGCCAAGCCCAGGUGGCUAACGCUAACCCAUCUAUGACCCGGCAGCAGUCCCUCCCUCAGCAGCUCAACUGUGGCCAGGGUGCUGGGGGUAACAUGCCUGCCUUCCAGCCUUUCUUCUUUACCAGUACAUUCCCUGUCAAUGUGCAAGAGCUGGUCUUAAAGGUGCGCAUCCAGAACCCCAACGCGCGGGAGAACGACUUCAUCGAGGUGGAGCUGGACAGACAGGAGCUGACCUACCGCUCGCUGCUCCGGGUGUGCUGUCGCGAGCUGGACAUCAGCACCGAACACGUGGAGAAGAUCCGCAAGCUGCCCAACACCAUGCUGCGAAAGGACAAAGACGUGGCUCGGCUGCAGGACUUCCAGGAGUUAGAGGUGGUGCUGGAGAAGGCUGAGGGCCUGGCACUCCUCUCUGGGGCGGGAGGCCUCACCGACAGACCCUGCUACAACAUGAAGGCCUCCAGACUCACCUACUAGAGACCAACAGGAUUGACAGACACACAGACAGACACUACUACAACAUGAAGGCCUCCAGACUCACCUACUAGAGACUAACAGGAUGGACAGACACACAGACAGACACUACUACAACAUGAAGGUCUCCAGACUCACCUACUAGAGACCAACAGGAUUGACAGACACACAGACAGACACUACUACAACAUGAAGGCCUCCAGACUCACCUACUAGAGACUAACAGGAUUGACAGACACACAGACAGACACUACUACAACAUGAAGGCCUCCAGACUCACCUACUAGAGACCAACAGGAUGGACAGACACACAGACAGACACUACUACAACAUGAAGGCCUCCAGACUCACCUACUAGAGACCAACAGGAUUGACAGACACACAGACAGACACUACUACAACAUGAAGGCCUCCAGACUCACCUACUAGAGACCAACAGGAUUGACAGACACACAGACAGACACUACUACAACAUGAAGGCCUCCAGACUCACCUACUAGAGACCAACAGGAUGGACAGACACACAGACAGACCCUGCUACAACAUGAAUGCCUCCAGACUCACCUACUAGAAACCAACAGGACGGACAGACAGACCCUGAUGUCCAUGUGGACCCUACUAUCUCUCUAUUGACCGUAAUAGCCACUAUCGUUAUUAGUCAAUUUCAUUGCAUUAUGAUCCGGUGUCGUUCAGCCAGCGUUAUUGGGGGUUUGUUUAAAAAUCCUGUUGUGUUAGCUAGGUAACGUGGUCGCCCUGCCUGUCCUUGCCUUGCUCCCUGCCAGUCUGUCCCCAUGCAGCGCUCGCUAACCGAUUGCUCAUGCAUCAUGUCCUCAGUUACAUACUGAAGAAUUUGGGCCUCCUUCCCUCUCUGUCCCCUCUUCUCUUCCCUCUGUGUGUUGUCGGGCUACAGUGGAACAUUGGCGUUGAGGGACAGUGACAGUCUUCCUAGAUGGCUUAACUUAUGUACUGUACAUGGAUCCCUUUGUACUGGGCAUUAGUCAUACAUGUACUGGGGACUUGGCUCCUGGGAAUGAGGGGGUUGAGCAGAGUAGAGGCCAUUUGAACAGCUCUUCUGAUAUACAGCCAUGGCUCUUAUUAGUCCAACAUGGGCGGCUUAGUACAAUGUUGCGACACAGCUGACUUGCACACAGCAACAUGCGUAUUGCCGCUUGCUUAGUGGGCAUAGCAGGUGGCUGCCGACGUUCCAACUGGCAUUCACACCCAUGCUGCAGACUGCACACACACACACACACUCAGUCAUACUCCCACACUUCAGUGAUAUUUCCAGUUUUUCCUUCAGUGGUUGCCCAUGUUAUCACACUACCCUGUUUAUUUGUUCUUAGGUGGAUGUUGAUGGAGCUAUUAACCGAGAUGUUGCUUUGUGCUGCUGAGGUUUGAUCAUCUAAGAGGGAGUGGGUUUGAGUGUUGUCUCUUGCCAAUUGAGAAGUUUUUGUUAGUUUCGUAGAACUGUUUAUGUGCUUAGUAAGCAAACAGAUGCUUCAAGUGUAAUCCGUAUUGUUAAGACGGUGUGUCUGUUUCUUAAAGAACUCUCUUCGUCAGUUGGAAGAUAACGGCCUUCUAACAGAUGCUAUGGUUAACUAGCUCCACAGACACCGUCUGGAUUUCAAUCAAACACCCAAUGUGGAACAAUUCUUCAUUGCUCCUGCUCUAUGAAUUUAGUUUUAUUCUACAAUGUUUACUUGCUGAAACAAAACUCAUUUAGAUGAACAUGUAUUGGGUGCAGGGGCAAUAUUUAAAUGUUCUACAGUUUGGUUGAAUGUUUGUGUGUGAGGGGUUAUUUUCAAUUUUAACAGUUAUUGGGUCUAAUAUUCAACUGACACUUUCAGCUGUGAAUGAAUUGAAUGGUAGACCGUUCCUAUAGAGUUCAGGUAUUAUUGAUUGAAGCAGAAUCUGCUAGGUUCACUUUAGGGGAAGUAUAUUCCCAGCUCAAGUAGGGGUUCCCCUAAAAUGAGCAUUUUAAACUGUUUCUGGAUCGCUUCGCUUAAGAUACUUCCAUUUACUGUGAUUAGAUCAAAACCAAAUACAAACCUAGCCAGAAAAAUAGUAUGGUUCUCCACAAUAGAUUAUCUAUCAUAAAUGUCCUAUUUUUGAAUUGCUGUAUGAAAUGUUUUUAGUUUUUUCGGAGUGAACUGAAUGACGUGGGCAAAGGACAGUUUGAAAGGAUUGUUUCUGUUUCAUAAGUUUGACACGGCUGUUAUGUUUGAGUGCUUCCAUAACACGUUUCCCAGCAAUUCUCCCGGUUGCUUCUAUCAUACAGGGCAUUUGUCAUAAUACUCAAGUUCACACUGCUCUGUGAGAACGUUUUAAACACAUAACCUACAUUAACAUGUAAGCUAGCUAGAGAUCAAAUGUUAGCUCUUAAGGGGUCCCGAGUUUAACCUACUGACAUUUGACUUUUGUCAAGUUGUGGUGUUUGCUACUUCUUUGUUUGAGUAUAAAUGACGAUUCAUACACAAGAACGCAAACGUUAGUUUUGAAGCUGAAUGAGAGUGCAUUGAUUGAAAAGAUUACUGCUUAAAAUGCUUUAUGACAAACACAUUUGCUCAUAGAGGAAGACGCAGACCCUAACAUGUCCUAUCAGUCCUUUAUGCUGGUUAACAUUCAGUUCAAUGGUACAGUCAGUGGCCCACUACAGAAGUUUAUAAACAAUCAACAGUCAGUUACUAACAAAGGCGUUCAUUGUUUACCGUUCAGAUGUAUACCUUAAGCUCUGGCUGUCUUAGUAUGUUUAAUGGUUAUAUAUUUUUAUUCAUUUGUCAUUUCCUUUUUUAACGAGAAAUGUCUUUAGUUUGUAUCGAUGCCUACAAGUAUGGACCGUGUUUAUCAAUGGGGGUGAAAGGGAAGGUAGGUUGCAGCUAGGAUGAAACCAAGUGUAAAGCCACAGUAUCUACUGUGUUGAAUGGGUUGAGUGUAAAUGUUGAAGAAAUACAAGACUAACUUGAACAUGUCAAAUGGGCUCUCCAGAUAAUUUUUGUAUUCCUAACUUGUGCCACGAGACCGAGAGGUACCUGGUUGAAGAAGCUGAAUGAUGAUGUUUGAAAUGCCAACGGCCAUUUUGUGCCCAGUGAAGGAGCACCAGUGUUCUAGAAUGUUCCAGAAUGAAUACUAGUUCUGUGAAAUGGAUGACUAACAUUGUACUGAUUGAUUGCUCAUGUUCUAGAGGAAGAAUACAGUAACUUUACCUAUGCAUUCAGAGUCUGAUAUUUUUAUAUGUCCUGUGUACCUUUGAUAAAUUCCUUAUAGGCACUGUUUAACUUGUUUGAUUGUGAAGACCUGUACCUGUUCUUUGAUAAAGCAUGGUGGGUAACUUGA